This is a messenger RNA of Spodoptera exigua (beet armyworm), 1259 nucleotides long. The record is from the annotation of a GenBank genome assembly. Lineage: Eukaryota; Metazoa; Arthropoda; Insecta; Lepidoptera; Noctuidae.
GAAAAUGCUCCGUUAUCUGGUCCUGUCGUACUUGGUGGCGCUGUCCAGUGUUUCCUGUGGAAACUCUGUCACGAACGAAGUUAUUGAAGACCAGGAACUCGUGUUCGCUUUGGUUUUGAACAGACAUGGCGAGCGAUCACCCGAUGCUGACGAGUUGUCUCUCUCCGACCAGCAGGAGUUGAUCCUCAAUUUGACGUACAUUGAAGGACCAGAGGGCUUAACUAAUAUGGGAAAACGCAGAGCCUAUCAAAUAGGGAAGUUCUACCGCCAACGCUAUGGUUCCCAAGGUCACAAGCUGAUCUCAAACAUCUACCACCAUGAUGAAAUAGCCAUCAGGAGUACAGAAAAGGAACGGACCAAGAUGACUAUCCAGGUCGCUAUGGCCGCUGCCUACCCUCCGGAACCCGAACAGCAGUGGGACGAGGGUCUUGGGAAGGUGUGGCAGCCUGUGCCAUAUUCUGCAGUUCCACUUUCAGAAGAUUAUCUCCGUUACUAUUCGAACUGCAAACGCUUCAAGACUCUGAUGGCUGAGGCCCAAAACAGUUCCAUGUCGGACGAAUUCCUCCCCUUUAUGGAUCUCAUUCCUCUCAUCAAAAACAAGACUGGGGAAGACUUUACUGGCAGACCUCUCUGGUUUGAGACCCUCUACGAUCUUUUUAGGAGUACUAUUGGACUAGGUCUCCAUCUUCCGGAGUGGGCCAAGCCUAUCCUGGGCAGGUUGGGUGAAGCUGGCAGACUGGCUUACAGACUGUACUUUAGGACGGAUGAGAUGAAAAAGAUUGGGGGUGGUGUUUUAUUAGACAAAUUCGUGAGAGCUGGAAACAACUUCAUAGCGGGAAAGCAAGUAUCCCAGAGGUUACGGCUGUUCUCUGCUCACGAUUUCAACAUUGGAGCCUUAAUGGAAGUCGCUAAGGUGGAGAAUGACCACAGCAUCCCUGAAUAUGGAGCUGUGUUCGCCUUGGAGCUUUACAGAUCUAGGAGUACAGGGGCUUACAGUGUUCUGCCAAUGUAUCUUCCGAAAGCAGGCGAGAGUUCUGCCCAGUACCUCAGGAUUAAAGGCUGUGGUAGUUCUAGUCAUUGCAGCUUUAAUACGUUCAAAGAACUCACCAAAGAGUUUUUAUUGCCUGAACAAGAGUUCUACUCAAUUUGUGGCAUCAAAACCGAGUUAUAGUUCUAAGUUUAGUUUGAAGGAAGUAUUAUUAUUAAUUUAUUCGUAAGCUCUAAAAUGUAUGAAGAAAAAAAUAUAUUAAAAGAUAUAA